GCAAAUCAUAUAGGAAAUCACAGAGAUUCAGUUUCGAUUUUGUUCUUGCGAUAUAUGAGCUUCAAAUCACCAUAAUCUUUUGCUUCUUUCCCCGGCAAGCUUGCGGAUUCAGCUGUGUGGGAGAGAUGGCGAGGAACGGGGUGUUUUCACGGUGGCGGAGGGCUGAGGGGCUUGCCGGAUUGUCGCUGCCCUCAGAAUCUCACGACGUUCAUGUCCUCGCCGUCGAUGAUAGCCUCGUCGACAAGAAAGUAAUCGAGAAAUUGCUCAAAAUUACAUCCUGCAAAGUGACAGCAGUGGAUAGUGGGAGUAGAGCUCUGCAAUUCUUAGGAUUGGACAAGGAAGAGAGUUCUGUUGGGUUUGAUGUAAGUGAAUUCCAUAAAUUUGUUGAUUUUUAUUUUUUUUCUCUUUCAUAAUGUAGAAUAUUUAUGG
This is a messenger RNA of Ipomoea nil (Japanese morning glory), 429 nucleotides long. RefSeq names its product two-component response regulator ARR4-like. The transcript has 2 exons. The record is from RefSeq and is a predicted model, not a curated record. Gene Ontology annotation, biological process: cytokinin-activated signaling pathway. NCBI's taxonomy places the organism in Eukaryota, Viridiplantae, Streptophyta, Magnoliopsida, Solanales, Convolvulaceae. The coding region runs from base 126 to 413 and encodes 95 amino acids.